AUGAAUACCAUCAUUGUCAUCGGUUGUUGCACCACCGCCACCAUCAGUGACGACGGCUUCACCACCACCACCACCAGUGACGAUGUCUCCACCACCGCAAGUAUCUCUGAUAUGGGAAGGAAGCGAUGGAGAACUUUGACGCAGAAACAGGCAUGGUUGAUUGCGGUGUUGGGACCAUGGACCCCGAUGAGCUCCGAUGAGCUCUCUGCUUCUCCUCUCAUGUCUCGCCGAUCUGGAACACCUUUCAAACUUCUUGGGAGGGAAUAUGCCAGUGUGUAA
Messenger RNA from Lactuca virosa, 279 nucleotides. Lineage: Eukaryota; Viridiplantae; Streptophyta; Magnoliopsida; Asterales; Asteraceae. The record is from the annotation of a GenBank genome assembly.